UGCCCCGCCACUAUUAGGUCGCCUCCCGCGCGCCCCCCUGUCCCGGGCACCACUAGUUGCUCCUCGGCCGCCCCUCCCGCGCGUGGUAAGGCCCGGCGGGCGCGCGCUCCGGGCACAGGUUAUAAAGGCUGGGCUGCGGCAGCCGACUGCGGACCAAGAUGCGCCCGAAAGAGUGCGGGCAGAGCUGCGCCGGGGACCGGCCCGGACCCGGACCCGGGGAUCCAGCAGCGGUCACCCCCGCACUGCCGCCCGCAGCCGGUCCCGCUCCAGAGCCCUCCGCCGAGCCUGGACCCGCUCCUGCGCAGGCACCGGCGGCUGAGCAAGGAGUGGGAUCUGGAUCCCCAUCCGUCUCGGGACCCUCAGACGGAGUUCGCCCGGCCUCCGAGGCUGGAUCAGAGGCAGGAGCCCAGCGCGGAUCCGCAUUCUCGGCCGUCCAGGGGAAUGCCCAGUCCGUGCCCGGCAACUCGGAUGUACCGUGGACCCGCUUCAUAUUUCAAGGACCCUUUGGUCCCCGGGCCACUGGCCUGGGGACUGGAAAGGCUGCGGACAUCUGGAAGACGCCAGCUGCCUACAUCGGCCGGCGGCCAGGGGUGUCGGGCCCCGAGCGCGCCGCCUUUAUUCGGGAGCUGGAGGAAGUGCUGUGUCCUGACCGACCCCCACCAGUCAAGAAGAUCACUCCAGAAGAUGUCAAAGUGAUGUUAAAUCUGCUGGAGGAGAGAGAGCGGGACCUGAAUACGGCGGCUCGCAUCGGCCAGUCCCUUGUGAAGCAGAACAAUGUCCUGAUGGAGGAGAACAGCAAGCUGGAAGCCAUGCUGGGCUCAGCCAGGGAGGAGAUUUUACACCUCAGACACCAGGUGAGCCUGCGGGAUGACCUCCUCCAGCUCUACUCAGACUCUGAUGAUGAGGAGGAAGAGGAGGAGGAUGAGGAAGAGGAAGAAGAGGAAGAGGAGGAGGAAGAGGAGGAGGAGGAGGAAGAGCAGCAGCAUGAUCUUCCCUAUGAAGCCCCCGAGCCGACACCUCUGACGGAGUCGGAGUCGCUGCACCACUGCCCGCAGCUGGAAGCCCUGCAGGAGCAGCUGAGGCUGCUGGAGGAGGAGAACGACCAGCUGAGAGAGGAGGCCUCUCAGCUCGACGCCCUUGAGGAGGAGGAGCAGAUGCUUAUUCUGGAUUGUGUGGAGCAGUUUUCUGAGGCCAGCCAGCAGAUGGCUGAGCUGUCGGAGGUGCUGGCGCUCAGGAUGGAGAACCAUGACCAGCAGCAGAGGGAGGUCAGCCAGCUGCGGACGCAGGUCAUGAAGCUGCAGCAGCGCUGCCAGCUGUACGGGGCUGAGACUGAGAAGUUGCAGCAGCAACUGGCUUCGGAGAAGGAAAUCCAGAUGCAGCUCCAGGAUGAGCUGCAGGACCUGCGGGAGAAGUACACGGAGUGUGGGGGCAUGCUGAUUGAGGCCCGGGAGGAGGUGAAGACCCUCCGCCAGCAAGCCCCGGUGUCCACUGGCUCUGUCACCCACUAUACAUACACUGUGCCUCUGGAGGCACUUCCUAGUUUCCAGGAGACCCUGGCUGAGGAGCUCAGAAUGUCUAUAAGGAGAAUUAUCUCAGACCCUGUGUUUUUUAUGGAAAGGAAUUAUGAAACGACUACAGAGGAGACGUCCAACCUGGGGUACGAGCUGCGCUACGGUGAGGUGCGGGAGCAAGAACAGGAGUUCGAGGCUGAGGAGGGUCUGAUGCCGGCAGAGGAUUUUGUGCCGGCGGAAAAUUUCGUGCCUGCGGAAGACUUGGUGCCUGAGGAAGAGCUGGGGGCCACAGAGGAGGUGGUACCAGCCGAGGAGGAGGUGACGGAAGAGGCAGAGCUUGUGUCAGAGGAGGCGGAGGCCUGGGAGGAGGUGGAGCCGGAGCUGGAUGAGACAAGGCGGACCAAUGUGGUGACCUCAGCCCUGGAGGCCAGCGGCUUGGGCCCUGCGCACCUGGACAUGAAGUAUGUCCUCCAGCAACUGGCCAGCUGGCAGGACGCCCAUUACAGGCGGCAGCUGAGGCAGAAGAUGCUCCAGAAAGCAGUGGCAGCAGCGGGCCAAAACAAACAUGGGGGGCGGGAUCGUGGAGCAGCAGCCCAGGGUGCCCACCCAGGACUUUCGGAGGCUGGAGGAGGACAGGGUCAACCACCCUCCCAGGGCCUGGGAGGAAGAGGGGCCUUCUGGGGCCACCCAGGCCAUUGGGACGAAGGCCUCCGCCAGCAAGGGCCACGGUCGGACCAGUCCCCUGGGCUUUGCUGUUUCCCAGCAGCCUGCAGAGGCCCCACAGACAGCCUGAGGCCCCUCCUUCCGCUGCCUGGCCAAGUCCCACCUGCCCCAGACCCUCCUUCCCAUCCUCCAAAACAGGACUCCCUGUCUGUCACCAGCCCUCCCUCUGUCCUGAUGACUCUGGGCCGGAGCUUUAGGGCCCAAGCCUUGACCCUCUUCUGGGAGAGGUUGAAGGAACCCCGGCCCUCAUUCUGCAGCUGGUGCAGAAGCUGUGGCUGCUGGGCCUGGAUCACAUGGUGGCCCAGGGGGCGGGAAAAACCCCGGGGGAGGCCCUCCAGCUACCAGACCCAGCUCUGAGAGGGUGGCGGGGCUCUGGCGCUGGGUAUAGGACGUUGUUCUGAGCAGUCUCCUAACAACAUGCCCCCCGGCACCCUCCAAGUUCAAGGUGGCUCCCAAGUUCUUGUUGACUUCUGGGACCUGGCCCCCUCCCCCAAUUCUUGGCCCUUUUUCUCAGUCUCUGAUUACUGUUUGCAACUGGAAGUGUCUCGCGUGGGUGAGGACUCCCUCUGCCUAGUGGCCUGUGAGUGUCCAGGCUCCUGCCUAAGGCCCAGCCCCGCCCUCCCACUGUCCCCCCUUCAGUGCCCCUUGUUUCGUACUUGUAGAUGUCCCACCUUUUCCCACCCUUUCCUCAUAAACAGCUGGAGUCUGGGGCUCAGGACCCCUAUCGGUACCACCCUGCUUCUCGCCGCGCUUCUCGCUGUCCUGUUGCUUGUCAGCCUGUGUACCUGCCAGUGCAGGAAAUAAAGGACCUGUGCGCUACCUGG
Equus caballus (horse) is the source of this 3058-nucleotide messenger RNA. RefSeq names its product huntingtin associated protein 1 (gene HAP1). Gene Ontology annotation, cellular component: cytoplasmic vesicle; mitochondrion; dendrite. The record is from RefSeq and is a predicted model, not a curated record. Gene Ontology annotation, molecular function: myosin binding; signaling receptor binding. Lineage: Eukaryota; Metazoa; Chordata; Mammalia; Perissodactyla; Equidae. Gene Ontology annotation, biological process: anterograde axonal transport of mitochondrion; protein targeting; mitochondrion distribution.